UCAGCGUUGAUCCCGCACGGAAAGCAACAUCUAACCGGUUCCGCAAAAGUCUGCCGCAAGUGGAGGAGUCAGGUGCAUUCCGGUCCAGUUUCGCACCAUGAGUGACAGGAGUUCUCUGUGCAGUGAUUAUUCGAGCAGAGAGCUUGCGGACGAGCUGGAAUCAUUAGGGUGGUACCAUUAUGAACUGUCACGACACGCUGCAGAGGCCCUACUUCUGUCCAAUGGGAGGGACGGGAGCUACCUUCUCAGAAACAGCCACGAGGGGCCCAACUUCCUGGCCCUCUCCGUCCGCGCGAAGGAUUCAGUCAAACACUUCCACGUGAUUCGGAAGGGCAAUGGUUAUGCCUUUGGCUUCAACCAGUUUCCAUCCCUACGAGACUUCAUCAAGCACUUUGCCAACCAGCCACUGCUAGGCAGUGAAACAGGCACCCUCAUCAUGUUGAAAUACCCAUACCCUUGCAAAGUGGAGGAGCCCUCUAUAUACGAGUCAGUCCGCGUGCACACGGCCAUGCAGACGGGACGCACAGAAGAUGACCUGGUGCCCAACGCCCCCUCGCUAGGCACGAAGGAGGGGUAUCUGGUGAAGCAGGGAGCAAUAAUCAAGAGCUGGAAAACGAGGUGGUUCACGUUAAAUAGGAACGAACUGAAAUACUUCAAAGAUAAAAUGUUUGAUGAGCCAAUUCGAACCCUGGACCUAACGGCAUGUUCUGCAGUCCAGUUUGACUACUCUCAAGAGAGGGUGAACUGCUUCUGUUUGGUGUUUCCUGAGAGGACCUUCUACCUGUGUGCUAAGACCGGAGUCGAGGCAGAUGAGUGGAUCAAGAUUCUACGAUGGAAACUGUCACAGAUACGAAAAGGUCGAUGAUGGGAAGCUGGUGAGGACCGUGCACAGCUUGCGUAGAGCUCGGGACAGAAACACGCUCAAACAUCUCAGCGGCCUAUUGCCGCGGGACACCAUGUUCCUCUGAGGAUUACCCAAGUGAAUCGUUAGUCAAGCUAGGACCUCAUCUGUGGAAACCCUCCAGCCACAUCACAGACUGUGACUCAAGGACAUUGUCUUCCCUCCAAGAAAAGCCACCUGCAGACUGACGUGAGCCAGACCAGUUAUAAGCGAAAAAUGGUUGCUGUUGACUUUGAAAUGAGGCAGACACUCAGUAACACAAGUGAUAUGGUGCAAAGGAUAGAUGACAUCACUUGCGCAAGAUGCCUUCGGCUAAGUGUAGUUUGAAAAUAUGUGUGAUCAAAAAAACACCUUUUCCAUACAUUAAAAAUUGUUACUGUGUAAGAACCCAAUAUUUUCCCAUGAUUAGAAACACUGCUUCCUGUAACAAAAUCCCACCAUUUCCUGUGAUUAGAAAACCCCUCCUACUCCUAUAAUUUAUAAACCCCUCCCUCUCCUGUAAUCAACAAGCCCUUCCUCGGGUUAGUAAGCCCCACCUGUUCCUGUUACACAGCAGAGAUGGAUUCCCUAUCCCACAAAUCCCCUUUUAUCCGUUUACCAUGGCUGUCCCAUGACUUAUUAAUCUACAGAAUUAAUAUAUUUUAAUAUUAUUAUAGUAUAGUAGUAGCACCUGAUGCUGUUGUUCUUUUUUGGCCUGUAUAUACAGUGGAUAUUUCAUAUCCUUACAUCCUAUUGUGUGUGUAUUCUGUACUAACCAGCAAAGAGAGACUGUUAUGUGACCCAAAUUUACAAAAGUAAAUAUUUCUUGUUUGCUGGAUUGAGUGCUCACUGGAGGACUGACGGGAAGACUCUCUUCCUGGUCCAUGAUGGGAUGCAACACCUGCCAAGCUUGUCGAUCAGGGCAUAUGAGACUGACACAUAUGAAUGCAAGGAACUCUUCCUCUGUGGUGAUGUCAGUGGUUCAGCUAUUUGCC
Megalops cyprinoides (Indo-Pacific tarpon) is the source of this 1875-nucleotide messenger RNA. RefSeq names its product dual adaptor of phosphotyrosine and 3-phosphoinositides (gene dapp1). The coding region runs from base 98 to 865 and encodes 255 amino acids. The transcript has 9 exons. NCBI's taxonomy places the organism in Eukaryota, Metazoa, Chordata, Actinopteri, Elopiformes, Megalopidae. The record is from RefSeq and is a predicted model, not a curated record.